Molecule: messenger RNA, 2835 nt
Organism: Schizosaccharomyces osmophilus
Lineage: Eukaryota; Fungi; Ascomycota; Schizosaccharomycetes; Schizosaccharomycetales; Schizosaccharomycetaceae
Gene: epe1
Product: histone demethylase (H3-K36 specific), Jmjc domain Epe1
Exons: 1
Coding region: 1-2835 (944 amino acids)
Biological process (GO): regulation of transcription by RNA polymerase II; protein demethylation
Molecular function (GO): transcription coregulator activity; histone demethylase activity
Source: RefSeq, a predicted model, not a curated record
AUGGAUCCUUGGUUUGAGUAUGAUGAUAUUCUAAACCAGGAAUUUACUCAAGCGGCGAAUUUCCCAGCUGUUUCAGAAGUUGAGGAGAGUUUAGCUUCUUUUGAACCUACAUUUCAAAAAUUCGACGCGUUACCUCCAUCCCCUGAAGACCAUGCUUCCGCGCUAGUUCAUAGUUUGCAAACCCACUCUAGCCAUCUUACAGCAAACCCUACAUACGUGAAUCCAUCCCAGAUCAAUCCUUUUGAAUAUGCUUCCUUAAUAAGCAAUUCUGAAUGCCACUAUCCUAUAAGUCCCAAUGCUACAUUAUCGGAAGCUUCCACACCCGAAUUAUCAAACCCGCAAGCUCGAUACCUCAAAAAUAAGCGCAAGAAAACUCAGCUUUACACAAAGCUUCAUCCCAAUCAUUAUGCACUUCUUUCGAAGUCCUUCGAUGAAGAUCCUUUUCCUCGCAUGUCUUCGCAAGACAUAAACCUUGAAUAUCUUCGUCAAACGGGUUUUAAUGAUCCUAUAAUUUUUCCAUCGGUUGAUACUCAAAAUACAAAUCAGCUUACCCUUAGUAAAAUUGCUAUUCUCGUUGGAAAUGAUUGUCCUCUUCAUAUAGUCGAUGUGGUCACACAAAGGCAAAUUUCCAACAAAAUGACCAUGAAGCAAUGGUUGCAAUAUAUGAGACAGAAGCCUUCUGAACGCUCUAGAAUAUACGAUGUUUUAAGCUUUGAAGUAUCGACUACAAAACUUGCUCUUUAUGUUCGGAAACCCGACAUUGUUCGCGACCUUGACCUUGUAAAUAUUGUUUGGCCACCCAGUGCUUUUGCUUCAGGGGAUUGUCCUCAUGUAGAUACUUAUUGUCAAAUGUCAGCCGAAAACUCUUAUAUCGAUUUUCAUAUAGAAUUUGGUGGAUCGAGCGCUUACUAUAAUAUAUUGGAUGGUCACAAAAUCUUUUAUCUGAUCCCCCCCAGCCAAAAACACUGGAAUGCUUAUAUAUCUUGGCUUACAGCAAGUGAAAGCAAGCGAGAGUCUUUUCUACCAGAUAUGGUGGAUAAAUGCUAUCAUGUGGAAGUUCGAGCAAAAGAAACCAUUAUCAUUCCUUCUGGUUGGAUUUAUGCAGUUAAAACACCGUGUGAUACAAUUGCGAUCUCUGGCAAUUUUCUCACUAGUCUUCAUAUUCAAUCUCAGAUUUAUAUCAACGAACUGGAGGUCAACCUAGGUAUUGAGCGAGAAUUUCAAUUUCCAUGCUUUGAAAGUAUUAUGUGGUAUACUGCAGUUCAUUUCUACUUUGCUUUUCCUGAUAAUGGUCCGAGAGAUGGCAUAGAUGACAUGCUCUCGAUAUACGAAACGGGUUCGUUAUUAGAGAUAGAAAAAUUUACAUCUCAAGAACUGCAAGGAUUUGAAGAAUUGCUUAAUUAUAUUUAUAUACGCGCACAAAUACUUCGAGAAUGUGACUUCAUAGUGGAUAUUGAGCAAAACAAUGUUCAAAUACAGGAAAAUAAUGGAUUUGAAGUUGCAUGGGCAAUGGUUCCUCCUUCAUUGGAGGAAGUUUGUGUUGAUUUUGUUAAAAAAUUCGGAACUUGGUUUACCUAUCAUCAUGGUCGCAGUAUUUAUAUGCCGUUUCUCUACAGGGCUCAAGAAACGAACAUUAGAAGGAGAGAUAAGAGGAAAACUCCUCAAAAAGUUACUAUCACCUGCCAUCGACCUACAAAAGGUCAGCUAUUUUCAGCAGUUGUUGUUCACACUCGCAAGUCCUUCAUCGAAGCUUGCAAGCUAGAAGAAGAAAGAAGUAUAAAAAGGGCGAAAACAACUGUCGAAAGGGAAGAUAUACAAAAAGCAAAUAAUGAUAAACUCGUGGACCGGUUCUUUUAUCCAAGAAGUAGCAAUACUGAUACAAAUAUCCUGGGCCCUUCUAUAUUAAUUUUCUCAAAAAAAAUCAAUACUAGUUUUAUCAAAAAACUACUUCAAAAUAACUCUUUUACAGUUUCCCUUAAUCGUCAAGUUGUACGGGUUUUUAGAAGUUUCACUCGGCAAAAGCGAAUGCUAUCACUACGAUCGUUUUUGAAUGAAUUUCCUAAAAUUUCUAAUAGUUGUUCGCAUAAAAGGUUAAAACAAAAACCAGCCAGUGACACUGGUGAUUAUGCUUUACUAUCGCAGGAACAUGCUCUAAUACUACACCCACAGAUCUUCCUUAAGCGUUCUAGUAAUUCAUUGUCGCUUACACACUAUUUUUCUUUGGAGGAUUUUUACAAAGGCCAUAGCAAGAAGGUGCAUAAUGAAUCUACUUUGCAUCACCAACCUGAAAGAACAGCACUGGUUCUAGAUUCUAGUUAUCAUAAUCAAAAAGCAUGUGAAAAUAUGGAUUUUUAUAUGGAUAAUAAAGAAAUCUAUGCUAAGAAGAAUAAUUUUUUGGGCUUCUCAACGUUGGUCUCAUCACCAUCAAGCAAUGAAGAUAGCUCGUUCCUGGAAGAUUGUUUUGACAUAGCAGACGCGAUUUCUUCCCCAAGUAAACAAAAUAUGUCAAAGCGGAAACUUGACGAACAGGAUACGUUUCAAGGAAAAAAUCAGCUGAAACCAAUAAGAACAUCAACCAGAAUAAAGUCGAUGGGCGAUUUGCAGAUGAAAAACUCCAGCAAUUCCCAAUCAGCAAUUGAUUCUCAUUUUUACUCAACAAAACCGUUUAAGGAAUCAAUAAAGGACGAGAAACAUGUUACUAAAGUUGAGAAUAAUAACAAAAGACAUUUCGAUGGACGGAACAGCAAUGUCCAAUCCUUAGAUGACCAGGAUCAAGAUCACAUUUACGAUUUUGCGGAUGGACCACCUCCCAAAAUCCGUUUGAAGUUGUCGUAA